Messenger RNA from Aspergillus steynii IBT 23096, 1719 nucleotides. RefSeq names its product sulfatase family protein. NCBI's taxonomy places the organism in Eukaryota, Fungi, Ascomycota, Eurotiomycetes, Eurotiales, Aspergillaceae. The record is from RefSeq and is a predicted model, not a curated record. The coding region runs from base 1 to 1719 and encodes 572 amino acids. Gene Ontology annotation, biological process: phenol-containing compound metabolic process. The transcript has 5 exons. Gene Ontology annotation, molecular function: arylsulfatase activity; glycosaminoglycan binding; N-acetylglucosamine-6-sulfatase activity.
AUGAAGUUGACCGCAUUGGCCGCCCUCUCCGGGCUGGCUGUCUCGCAGGCCACCUCCCAGCAAACCCUAGGGAAGGCCAAACAGCCUAACUUCCUCUUCGUCUUGACCGACGACCAGGAUCUGCAGCUCAAUUCGCCGGCAUACACGCCCAGUAUCCUCAAUCGCAUCAAGGAAAAGGGCAUCGACUUUACGAACCAUUUCGUGACGACGGCGCUGUGCUGCCCGUCGCGCGUGAGUCUCUGGACGGGGCGACAGGCGCAUAACACGAACGUCACGGACGUGAAACCGCCAUGGGCAGGAGGAUACCCCAAAUUCGUCUCGCAAGGGUUCAACGACGACUGGUUCCCCGUCUGGCUGCAACAGUCCGGCUACAACACCUUCUACACGGGCAAGCUGUUCAACGCGCACAGCGUCUCGACCUACAAUGACCCCUUCGUCAAGGGAUUCAACGGCUCCGAAUUCCUGCUCGACCCGUUCACCUACUCCUACUACAACUCGACCUACCAGCGGAACCACGAGGCGCCGCGCAGUUACGAGGGCCAGCACACCACGGACGUGAUCACCGACAAGGCGCUGGGCUUCCUGGACGACGCGCUGCAGGGCGAUCGCCCGUUCUUCCUGACCGUGUCGCCGAUUGCGCCGCACUCGAAUAUCGAUAAGUUGGGAGCGGAGAAGCCGACAAUCAUGGGAGAGCCGGUGCCUUUGCCGCGGCAUGCGCAUUUAUUUGCAGACGCGAAGGUGCCGCGGACGCCCAGCUUCAAUCCUAUCAACCACACCGGCCCCAGCUGGCUGCGGAACCUGCCUCUCAAAAACCAAACCGUGAUCGACUACGAGGACCACUACUACCGCCAGCGACUGCGCUCGCUGCAGGGGGUGAACGAGCUGGUCGACAAGCUGCUGGACCGACUGGAAGCGAGCGACGAGAUCGACAACACGUACAUCAUCUACUCGUCGGACAACGGGUUCCACAUCGGGCAGCACCGCAUGCCCCCGGGCAAGACGACGGGGUUCGAAGAGGACAUCCGCGUGCCGUUUUAUAUCCGCGGGCCAGGCAUCCCCGAGGGCCAGACGGAGGAGCGCGUGUCGACGCACAUCGAUCUGGUGCCGACCUUCUUCGAGCUGGCGGGCAUUCCGCUGCGCAAGGACUUUGACGGCACGCCGAUGCCGCUGAAGAAGAACGGGUCGAAGUCGGUGGCGCACGAGCAUGUCACGGUGGAGUAUUGGGGACGAGGAGUCAUCGAGGGGGAUUUCGCGAGAAUCGGACCCAACGGCGCAACCAACACGCCCAACAACACGUACAAGUCGGCACGCAUCAUCGGCGAGGACUACAACAUAUACUACUCGGUCUGGUGCACCAACGAGCACGAGCUCUACGAUCUAUCGACGGACCCCUACCAAAUCCACAACCUCUACACAACCAGCAACAGCACGAGCCUUCUCUCGCGGCCCCUUCCAGCAGUUGUCAACCGACUCGACGCUCUCCUCCUGGUGCUCAAGUCCUGCCAGGGCGCCACCUGCAUCAAGCCGUGGGAGGUUCUGCACCCGGACGGAUCAGUGCAGAGUCUACGCCAGGCGCUGGACAGCCGAUACGAUGCGUUCUACCGCCAGCAGCCGAAGGUGUCGUACGAGGCGUGUCUGGACGGAUAUCUGGUUGGGAAUGAGGGAGCUCAGGUGGGACUGGAGUAUCGGGAUGGGUUAAGCUGGGAUGCGUGGGCUUGA